Messenger RNA from Cydia strobilella, 2409 nucleotides. RefSeq names its product zinc finger protein 501-like. The record is from RefSeq and is a predicted model, not a curated record. Bases 240 to 1529 code for a protein of 429 amino acids. Gene Ontology annotation, biological process: regulation of DNA-templated transcription. The transcript has 4 exons. Gene Ontology annotation, molecular function: RNA polymerase II cis-regulatory region sequence-specific DNA binding; DNA-binding transcription factor activity, RNA polymerase II-specific. NCBI's taxonomy places the organism in Eukaryota, Metazoa, Arthropoda, Insecta, Lepidoptera, Tortricidae.
ACGCGAGGCGAUGCGACGACGCGACACGACGCGAUAGCUUGAAUGACAAACAGAACUUAAACAUCGAUUUUUUGUGCUCUAAACCUUUUUAAAAUGUGCACAUAAAAUUAAAUUUAAAAGGGAUUUAUUCUCGAAAUAUUUUUUUGCAAAUCAGUGAAACCUUGCAACCACGUUUAACUAUGUUUUGAGUUUGGAAGCCGCCAACAUCGUUGUCCGAUGUAUGUUGUAUUUUCAACACAAUGAGCAAAGAAAGCAGUAUGUCAGAUCAAGUACGUGUAAAAGAAGAAGUGGCCGUGAAAGAGGAGCCGGAAUGGUCCGACAGCGAGCCGUGCCAAGAAGAGGUGAACUCUGUAAUUAAAUAUGAGAUUGAGAUCAAAACGGAGGUGCUACCGCCUGAUGAGGUUUCACCGACUGAGGAUACAACUACAACGGAGACAUGUACAGCAUCCCAAAAAAUAACAGAUGUUAGCACAUCACCACAACCAGACCAACCUCUAAGUUAUUACAAAAAAAUGAAAGCGAAAAAGACAUUCUUUUGCCACACCUGCAACCAAUAUUUCUCAAGCAAAACCGUCUUAAAUACGCACAUUCGAAUUCAUCUCGACAUAAAGCCUUACUGCUGCGCAAUAUGCGACAAAAAAUUCAGGAGUCCGUCGUGUUUAACGAUCCAUAAGAGAGUACACACUGGAGAGAAACCGUAUAAAUGCGAAGUAUGCAAGAAACAGUUUACGAAGCGUGUUAAUUUGAAGAGACAUUUGCGGACGCAUGUUGCUGCAGGUUUGAUCGACGGCCCAGCUAACAUGGGUGUCAAGCUAUUCGAAUGCGAAAUAUGCCACAAGCAGCUCACAAACAAACGCAACUUAAUCGACCACAUCCGCAUACAUACCGGAGAAAAGCCCUUCAAAUGCGACGUCUGCUCAAAACAGUUCGCCGACAAACGUAACUUAACCUGCCAUUUAAGAAUACACACCGGUGAAAAGCCUUAUGCGUGCCAUCUCUGUCAGCGCCAGUUUGUGCAAAAAGGACAGCUGAACUCUCAUCUACUAAGUCACUCUGCAGAAAAGCCUUACCCAUGUGACCUUUGUGAUAGACAGUUUACAAGAAGAGAUCUUCUAGCGCAUCAUAAGAAAUCAACUCAUAAUGGGGAAAAACCGUACACCUGCGAAACGUGCCAAAAGAAAUUCGCCCGCAAAAUGCAUUUAAAUAGACAUAUGAUCACACAUUCUGAUACAAAGCCUUAUCCUUGCGAAAUUUGUCCUAGACAGUUUACGAAUAAACGUAACUUUAUUAGUCAUAACAAGAUUCACGCGGGUGAGGUGCCGUUUUCAUGCAUGACGUGUGUGAAGCCGUUUAAAGAUGAGAAGGCGUUGGCAAGACAUAAAAGAUUCGUGUGUGAGAGAGAUCCUAGUUUGGGGCCUGUAAAACCUAGGAAAAAGAGUAAUAGAAAAGCGCCUGAGAAAAAAAACGAGACUGAACCACCACAGGCUCUGAAUUUGACAGUUAGUAUAAAGGAAGAACCUGAGUCGUAGAUUAAUAUUUAGGACACAAAGGGAUCCUUAGUGUUUAUUGUCUUGGAGUGUAGGUAUAAUAGUGUGAAAUGUGAGUGUAAAAUACCUAUAGAUAGAUUUUUGAUGGAUAAAUAAACUGAACGCAUCAUACAACUAUCGUUUGAAUAUAUAUAUGUCGAAUUGUGAUGGCGGCGCCACUAGUUCGCAAUGAUGUUUAUUAAUAUUUUAAAUUUUUUGUUUUUGUUUGUCAUAAGCAGGUAGCUUCAUGUAAACAAUCCGUGUAGAUCAUAAUUGUUCGAUCGCUGUCAACUGGUAGCGACACCUGUUGUCUGUAACCAUAAUUCAUUUAAUUUUCUUACUUGCAACACCUUGUUCAAAUCUUAAUUUAAAUAGCGUUAUGUUGGCCAACCUGUAUUCGUGUUUCCGGCUGUUCUUUAUUCUGAUUUGGUUGUUCAGAACUAAGUUGGCCAACCUGUAGGUACACAGUUUCCGUUCUUGCUUUAUUCUGAUUGGCUCUUAUUAAUUUAAAUGAAAACUGUAUACUGUUUCCGGUCGUUCUAUUUUCUGACUGGUUCUCGAUUGUAAUUGUUAUGUUGGUAGUACACUGGAAACGCAAGCAUUGGGUUUAUAACUUGAUUCUGAUUGGUUCCCCUUGCUUGGACAUGGCUGUUGGCGGGAGACGGUAUGGAGGUGGUGAAAUGAAGCCACGAGUGGACAUUUUGAUUUAGCAUUCGGUUAGAAGUAGACGUGCUCGCCAAGAGACUUGUCAGUUUCCACUAUACCUAGGUUACCUAAAAUACCUAGCUGCCAUAAGCUAUAGUUUUAAUAUAGUUCGAUAUCUUGCGUUUUGUAACAAGUGUUAUUUCUUAUUGUGUUAGUGCAAAUAAAAGUUAUUAAUCAA